AAAAUGGCGGUAGUUGUACACAGACCCACAUGACUGAUAGCAUUUUUGGAAGUAAACUGUUGUCGUAGAAUACAUAUCAAUCUUGUUUUUUUUAAUUAAAAGCGUAACAGCAUCCAGCGAUUGUGAAGGUACAACAUGUUUGUCGCCAGAACUAUCGCCGCAGAUCACAAGGAUCUAAUUCAUGAUGUAUCCUACGACUUUCAUGGACGGAGAAUGGCGACUUGCUCCAGUGAUCAGAGUGUAAAGGUGUGGGACAAAAGUGACGAUGGAGAGUGGCAUUGUACUGCUAGCUGGAAGACCCACAGUGGAUCUGUGUGGAGGGUAACCUGGGCACAUCCGGAGUUUGGCCAGGUGCUGGCAUCCUGCUCCUUUGACCGCACUGCAGCCGUGUGGGAGGAGAUCGUGGGGGAGUCUAACGACAAACAGAGGGGCCUGAGCCACUGGAUAAAACGUACCACACUGGUGGACAGCCGGACGUCGGUGACAGACGUGAAGUUUGCGCCCAAGCACAUGGGCCUGAUGCUGGCCACCUGCUCUGCAGACGGCGUGGUGCGGAUCUACGAAGCGCCCGACGUCAUGAACCUCAGCCAGUGGUCCCUGCAGCACGAGAUCUCCUGCAAACUCAGCUGCUCGUGCAUCUCCUGGAACCCCUCCAGCUCCAGGGCCCACCCACCUAUGUUUGCUGUCGGCAGUGAUGACAAUGUAACCUACACUGGCAAAGUCCAGAUCUUCGAGUACAACGAGAACACGAGGAAGUAUGCAAAGGCCGAAACUUUGAUGACGGUGACUGACCCGGUGCACGAUGUGGCCUUCGCCCCCAAUCUGGGGCGCUCCUUCCACGUCCUCGCCAUAGCAACCAAAGACGUGCGCAUCUUCAAGCUGGUCCCUCUGCGGAGGGAGACGGCCACCUCGUCGGGCCCCACUAAGUUCGAGGUGCAGGUCAUGGCCCAGUUCGACAGCCACAACUCGCAGGUGUGGAGGGUGAGCUGGAACAUCACCAGCACGCUGCUGGCCUCCUCGGGAGACGAUGGCUGCGUCCGCCUCUGGAAAGCCAACUACAUGGACAACUGGAAGUGCACGGGCAUCCUGCGGGGGGACGGCACGCCGGUGAACGGGGCCUCGGGUCAGCCCGGAGCCGCCAACGCCGCGGGGGCCGCCGGGGCGCUCAUGUCCCAGGGCGCCGUCACCGGGGCCGUGUCCGCCGGGAGACCCAAGGCUCAGCUGAUGCCCGGCUAAUGAAGUUGUGUACCGCUCGCUGCAUGCCCCGCUCCACUCCACUCAGCUCACCACGGGAUUGGACUGUUAGGUUUUCUCUCCUUUUAUUUAAAGGAACAGUCCACUAUUUUGUGAAAUGUUGCUCAUUUUAGUCCUCCUUUGGCUUUCUCCUGUUCUUGUCGCUGUUCUCUGAUUGGCUGAGCACUACUGGCACCCUGGGGCCUAUACUACAAAACAAAGCUGGUUCAGGAGUAAGUCAGGUUAAGUUCAGAGGCAAAUCAUCUAAUAGAAGAGCCUGGAGUCUAGCCUGGUGAACCAGCGCCACCCGCUGGACGGCAAAAUGUUUUGUCUACGGGUGGGUCUGGCUUCGCAUAAUGAUUCAAUGAAGCCAGAAUGCCAUGAAUCUGGCAAACCAAUUACAACGCAAAGAUGUGUUUUGAAUCAAAGCGGGCAGGGUUUUGAGGGAAGGUUGUUCUCAUCAACAAUCUUCGGAUGUAUUAUGCAUCAAGGCCAGACUAAAUUAGACAUCCACAUUUAGUCUGGUUUAUCAGGCUACCUGGAGUCCUCAUUUUCUUAAGAAAAUGCCCCAGGCUCUUCUAUUAGAUGAUUUUUUCCUGGUUUACUCCUGAACCCGCUUCUUAGUUAAUACAGGCCCCUAGUCAGUCCUUUGUCAUACGAUCACUAGACUCAAAGAAUGGCUAGAAGAACAGGAAAAAUGUAAAACUCAAUUACUCAACUCAAAGUCGAGGUGUAAAAAGUGCAUUCCAGUUCCAAAAAUGGUGGAUUAUUCCUGUAACCCCACCCCCUUUAAGACCAACCAAUAGACCCUCUCCAUUUCCACCAUGUCACAGUUUUGUAGACAAUCUUGAGUUAAAGGAGAGGAUCUUCUUCUGGACCCUGUUUUGUGACCACUGCCGUGCUCACAGGCUAUUGUAUUCUAGUGCUGUAUUUGAUUUUUCUUUCUUUCUUUUUUUCUUUCUCCUUUUUUUGUUUUGAUAAUGUGUUUUGGUUUUCUUUUUAAAAUCCUACUGGCAGUAUGUGACUCAUGUGAGCACAACCCCUAGUUGUGCUACCAAAUGUAGUGUAGAUCUGCUCUUAACAAAAGUCCCCCCCAUUCCCGACAGUACCUUUCAGCAUUGAUUUCCCGUGAGUGAAUUGUUCUCGACUGCCUUGUCUUUUUUGGCGGAGAGAGAAUCUACACCGUGCAUUUGGAUUGGCUCGAAACCUAAAAUUAGUGGUUGCCCAGGAAACUAGCCCUUACACUCGACAAGCCAAAUUUUUGUCUGAUGCUUGUGUGUGCCACGUAUGAUUGUGUGAAUAUGUCUCUAACAACUGAUUCUUUUUUUUCACCUCACUGUUGUAUUGUUUUAAUAAUAAUGGCCCUUAAUGAAUGCAUUUAAUAAUA
Messenger RNA from Engraulis encrasicolus (European anchovy), 2620 nucleotides. RefSeq names its product SEH1-like (S. cerevisiae) (gene seh1l). The transcript is spliced from 9 exons. Bases 136 to 1236 code for a protein of 366 amino acids. NCBI's taxonomy places the organism in Eukaryota, Metazoa, Chordata, Actinopteri, Clupeiformes, Engraulidae. The record is from RefSeq and is a predicted model, not a curated record. Gene Ontology annotation, biological process: positive regulation of TORC1 signaling; cellular response to amino acid starvation. Gene Ontology annotation, cellular component: nuclear pore outer ring; Seh1-associated complex. Gene Ontology annotation, molecular function: protein binding; structural molecule activity.